CUGAAGAAAUUCAAUAAUUGUUUGGGAAAUGUUUAUUUCUAUCUAAAACUACUUAAAAAUGAAAAUAGAAUAAUUUAAAAUAUGAUUUUAAAGGAAAAUUACGAAUUUUACAACAUUUUUAAAUAGUGAAAGAGAAAAAAUGGCUUUGGAUCAUAAAAAUAGUGAUGUAUUUGGUCUUGUUACUCAAUUAUGUGAACAUUUAAUUGAAAAACAAUGUUUAUUAGAAGAUCAUCAAUGUUAUUCAACAGAUAAAAAUUCUCUUCAUCUUUUAAAAAGAAUGAGAUCAAAAGCAUUUGAGAUUCUUCUUAAUAAAACUAAUUAUCGUUUGGAUAGUGAUAAAAAGUAUGAUCCAAUUGCUGAGCUUUUAAAAUAUUCCUUUAAACUUAAAGUACAAUUUGGUCGUCGAUCACAGGCUAAAGAAUUAGAAAAUUUAUUGGACGAACUUCUUGUAAAUACAACUGAGGAAACAACAUCAUUUGUUUCUUCAAUUUUGAUGCUGUUAAAUGAAUUAAAAGAUUCACACAUUGAAGAUGAAGAAAGCCUGAAUAUCUUUAACUGCGGCAAGGCGAAUCCUCUAUUACCCGAAGAACUUUGCAAUGAGAAUGAGGUUUCUUUGUUUCAAGUUUAUCCUCUCGAAGCUUGCAAAUUACCCAGUAAAUUUGAAACAGUUCUUGGAGUUAAUCGAGAAAGUAUUAUUAAAGAAAGUGCCGCAAUUCCGGGAAGCAAUCUUUUACUUUUAAAUCAAUUUACAUCAAAUUGUUCCGUUGAUAUUCAAUCAAUUGGUUAUCAAAGUAAACGAGGAUCUGUUACUUCUACUCCGGGAUGUAUUUCAACAUUUUCUCGAGUCAUGGGUUUCUCAAUGGGUUCACAUUUUCUACCUCAGAUAAAUGAAAAUACAAGAGGAUUUUUAGAGGGUAUACAAUCGAUAGAGGGAAUAGUAACAGAACCUGAAUCGCCAUGGCCACCUGUUGAACAAAUUAACAAUGAUAUUCAAAGUGCUUCAGAUAUUUGGGACGAACAAAUAUCAAAUCAUUCUCUCAAUAAUAUAGAUGAAAAUUUAAAGAGUUUGGAUAUUUGGGAGAAUGUUCAUGAAAUUCCUCCUGUGAAAUAUCCACGUACUUGGGAAAAUUUAGGAAUUGUCGAAUCAAUAAAAGAACCAUCAUUUCUCUCAGAAUCGAAUGAAGCUGUUUUACAUUUAGCUAAAUUGAAACAAGCUGGCAUUUUACCUUUACUUUCUGAAGAAGCUCUUCUAUCCACGCCUUUAAUUACUGAAAUUUCUGCUUUAACUUUUCUCAAGGAUAUUAAAUUAUUGCUUCUUGGUGUUGAAUCAAAUUCUUUUUGUUACGAUCCAGUGGAGGGAUUUAGUUUAAAGAAAAAUUUAGCUAUUUGCGGUAUUAGUCCUGAGUCACUUGAAAAUAUUUCCUAUGAAAUUAUUCGAUGGGGAACUUGCUUUAAGGCUUUAACUAAUUUAGUAACACCUGAUCCAAAUUCUGGUAAAUUACAAGUUGGAGGCCUAAUUUUCAAGGCGAUGUGCGAUAGUGUAAAAGAAUUUUUACUCUACUAUCAAGCAGCUAUUCUUCAAAUUCCCAUUAUAGAAAAUGAAAAAAUGGGACUUUUGAAAUUAUUAAAUUCAGUGCGGCCAUUGGGUUUUUUAAUAGUUGAAGUUGCUGAACUUUGUCAGUGUAAUGGAUUGGAAAAAACUUCAUUAGGCGAAGGUUUAGGAAUACUCACUCAUAUUUACGAACAAGUUACAAUGGUUACUAAACCAAAUGUGGCCUUAAUAUUUUACUCUAUAUUAAAAUCAUGUUGUGAAGUAUAUUUUCGAUUCUUGAGAAAAUGGAUAUUUGAAGGAAUAUGCGAAGAUGUUUACGGGGAGUUUAUGAUUAGAGUGAAACCUCAUUAUGUACGAUUGAAAGAUCGCAAAUUUUGGACAAGAGCCUUUACAAUUAAUACUCAAUCUGUGCCAGGAUUUCUUCGAAAUUAUGCAGAUUCAAUUUUAGAAUGUGGAAAAACUAUACGACUCUUAAAGAUUUGUGAUCCAAAGAAUGCCGUUUGUCUUGUGUCAUCAACUUGUCAACCAUCGGUGAGAGUUUGUCUCAGCACAAAAAUGUUACAGGAGCAAUAUAAAUUUUGUCAUAUAUACAGACAAAAAGGUGAAGAAGCAUUAGGUUCAGUUGUUUCUUUGUAUUCUGCAUUUCAAGAACGUAUCAAAGAGGAAAAAAGACGAGCAAAACUUGUUAUGGAUGCUCAGCAAGGAACUCUCUUGAGACUUAAAAAGGAAAAAGAGGAACGUUUAAAGAUGGUCGAAAAAGAGAAGCAUGAGUAUUUGAAAAAAUUGAAAAUUCAAGCAGAGGAAGCGGCUUUACGAAAAGAACAGGAUAAAAAUGCAGAAUUAUUAGCAGAUAAAAUCUUUCUUGAAAAUUUAACACGAGAAGAAGAGGAAGCUAAGAAUCUUGAAAGGGAGGAAAAAGCAAAAACUUUAAAAUAUUACAAUGAAUUGGCAGUCGAAGUUAAAAAACAAAGAGCUCGAACUGAAUGGCGUUUAAAAAGAAUGAAUUUAUUUGAUGAAAGAGCUGAAUUUAUAUUAAAUUUAGAAAAAGAAAUAUGUUCAUCAAAUGAUGAAGUAAAUUCUUCUCCAAGUGUCGAGCAAGAGAAGAAAGAAGUUGAUAAUUCAGAAAAGGUUCAUGAAAUCAGUGAACCAAAUAAUGAACCUGAAUGUUUAGAUGAAAAAUUAGAAUCAGUAGAAAUAAAUACUGAUAAAGAUGAAAAUGUGAUAAAAUCAAUACAACAGGAAGCGCACAAAGAUGAAAAUUGUAAUGUAAAUGAGAGUGAAUCAAUUUUAGAAGUUGAAAAUACAAAUCUUGCACAAAAUAUAGAAGAAUGUGAAAAAAAGAAACCAAUUAGACCCACUGUUCUCGAUAUAAAAACGAAUAAUGAUCCAAAAAGUGAUGAUUUUUUCAAUAUAAUAAAUCCACAAACUGAAUCAAUAUCAAUUAUUAAUUCCGAUUUAAUUCAAUCAAAAACAAACUUUUCAACAAAAAUUACCGAAUCCAAAACUGAUAAAUCGAAAUAUUUAGAAUUAAGAGAAAUAGCCAUGUCCGAAGCACAAAGAAAUAAAAUGCGUGUAAUGCAACAUGAAUUUGGCCUAAUAACACCAAAUAAUAAUGAAUCACUAAUUGAUUUUACAGUUGAGGAAAAUAUUAAUGCCAAUUUUAUUCCUUCAUUAACUGAAUUACAAAUGAAUCGUUUGCGAAAUACACAACAUCAAAUGGAGAAUUGGGAUCCUUUACAAAUAUCAAAAAUUCCCGAAAUUACCACAGAAAAUAUGACCGAAAUACAAAGAAAUCGAUUGAGAAAUACAAUUCACAGAACAGAACAAGGAAUAAUAGAGAAACCAAAAAAAACUGUAACAUUAACAAUAGAUCAAGAGCAAAUUGAAGAAGUCAAAGAAUUAGGAUUUCAAACACCAAUGUCAUCGGCAACGGAUUAUUUCACUUCAUCAAUGAAUAGUAGUUCAAUACAAAUGCAAAGUUGUGAAAAUACACCAUUCUCAGAAAUUAGUAGUACCGAUAUUCAAAUUCCAACGGCUUCUGAUGAAAUUAUCGAUAAUUCAAAAUUAAUAACUGAAUCAAGAUUUGAUCAUAUUCAGGGAAAAAUUAAACAUCCAGAUUUUAUUGGUUUUAAUACGGAUGCAAUAACUCCAUCUUUUGAAUCAUCAUUGACUGUUGUUGAUGUUGAAAUGCUUGAUACAACAUCAUUAUCAGUUUAUCUUGAAAAAUCAAUUAUGAUUCCACUUCAAAUUCAAUGUAAACUUGUUAAUAAUGCAAUGGUUAAAUAUCUUCUUCAUGAGCACAAUAUUAUUUCACAUCUUCAUAGUCUAAGGGAUUAUUUCUUUUUAUUAAAUGGAGAAUUUGCAAAAAGUUUAACACGCUCUUUAUUUACAAAAUUGUACGAUGCUGCAAAUCCAUUUGAACUUUUUAAUUCAGCAACAUUGAAAACAAUUUUAGAUAGGGCAAUUGUUAGUUCAUUGAGUAGUACUUAUGCAAAUUCAGAACUAUUGAGUCUUUCGGCAACUGGAUUACCAAAUCAUCUACAGGUAUCAAAUCCAGAGGCGUUAGAUUGUCUUAUAUUAAAUUACAAAACUUCCUGGCCGCUUAAUAUAAUUUUCGACGAUGUUGUUAUGCUUCAGUAUACCAAAGUUUUUAAAUUUUUACUCAUGGUUGGAAGAGUUUUAUGGGUUUUGGAGGAGGAUUUUCAUAUUCUAAAGACGGAAAAUCAAGCUGCUACUUCGGAACAAUAUCAUAAGAUUCAUCUCUAUAGACAUUCCAUGAUGCAAUUUAUAAAUGCUUUACACACUUAUUUAACGUGCAGUGUUUUACACGCGAGUUGGACUGAAUUUGAAAAAGAUUUGGAACACGCAACAACAGUUGAUGAAGUUUAUUCAACUCACGUUGUUUAUAUAAAGAAAAUCUUAUCAAGAUGUAUGUUGUAUAAAAAGGAUCAAAGAAUGCAAGAGUGCUUAAGAAAUGUUUUUAUAGUUGUAUUAAAAUUUCACAAUCAGAUACGUUCGCAAAAAUGGAUUCGUAAUUCAACAGGUUACGUACAUCCUAAUUAUAAUAAAAUUGAAAAUAUGUAUAAGUCAUUUUGCAAAUUAAGAGCAUAUAUGGCACAUGUUGCCAAUAAAUUGGCCAACAGUGGAUAUCAACCACAUCUUACGCAUUUUCUACAUGCACUUAAUAUAAAUUCUCUUUAUGAUAUAUCGUCAUCAAAUAAUGAGUAAAUUUGUUAGCUUUUUUUUUUUUUUUUUUGAUUAAUAAGACAACAAAAGAAAUUCAGGCUGUGUAAAAUGUAUAUUAUAAAAGUAUAUAUGAAAAGAGAUAACAUUGAUAGAAAAAUAUUUAUGAAAGAAAACAUUAAUUUCUUGAUAAUGAGACACAAAUGAAUCGCAUAAAGUUUUUUGUUUAGAGAAGAAAUAUUAAUGUUUUUAAGUUUCGCCACUCUAAAGAUAUACAUUGCAGUUAUACUUAUAAUAUACAAAUUCGAAUUUUGUUAAAUAUUUUUAAUAUUAAUACUUAUUAAUUCUAAAUUGUAAAUUAAUUUAUUUUCUAUUAAUUAUAAGCUUCCUAAUUCAUUGAUUUCAUAAUUUUUUUUUUCUUGUUAAAUUUUGAAUGUAAAAAAAAAUUUACGAACAAAUAAAUAUUUUAUUUCUA
This is a messenger RNA of Leptopilina boulardi, 5210 nucleotides long. It is a transcript of the gene Grip163, whose product is annotated as gamma-tubulin complex component 6. The record is from RefSeq and is a predicted model, not a curated record. The transcript has 14 exons. Gene Ontology annotation, molecular function: microtubule minus-end binding; gamma-tubulin binding. Gene Ontology annotation, cellular component: equatorial microtubule organizing center; centrosome; spindle pole. Gene Ontology annotation, biological process: mitotic cell cycle; cytoplasmic microtubule organization; microtubule nucleation. The coding region runs from base 140 to 4780 and encodes 1546 amino acids. Lineage: Eukaryota; Metazoa; Arthropoda; Insecta; Hymenoptera; Figitidae.